CGCUCGCCUCGCCGCUCGCCGCCACACGCAACGCAUCGGGCCCUCGACGGUGAAGCGAAUCGACGGCCGUCGAGAACAUGGACCGCCUCCACCUUCAUUCGCACGACGGAUUCAGUCUGCGGGGAUCGCGGUUGUGUUGCGACUCGGCUCUUUGUGAAGUGUGUGCAUAGCUGUUAACACGUUAGCAGUGUCCCCGACCUUAUCACAGAACAAUUCAGACCUCGUCCGCCGUCACCCCGUGCCGCUGAUCAAUAUCAAGCUUCAUCCCACAAAGUCCCAUCACAAGCGAGAAACACAAACACGUCGACGAAAUCUAGAUUUGACGAAACGUGUUUUUGUCGUGCCCUAUUGAAACGGCUGUACGCGGUGUGGACCUGCAAGCCCAAGUUCCCCUGUACAAGAAUGCGGGGUUGACCCUCACCAUGGGUAUCUUGAACUCGAUUCUACCAGGAAACACGAAGGCUGACCAAGACCUCAUUGCUGUGUCAGACAAUCACUCGUGUGCUGACCGUGUCCGUGACCCUGACUGUAAUCCUGGUCAGUGCCGAGACAGUUCAAUCACCAGUCACUCGCCGACAGAAACCCUUGUCCCUCCCGCAGCUAUUAUUUCCUCGCUGGAUAUCAAGACAGACUUUGUGAACCGAAGUGGUCAUUUAGGCGACACCAUCUCUACCCACUGUAAAGGCACAGCGGAUACAUCUACCACAAGGGGAGAUGCCCCAGAAAAAUCCACACCACCCAACCAACCUUCGCCUUUAACAAAAUGCAGGCCAAUAUCACCAACAAGCGGCAUUCAGUCUGCGGUGGCCACUCAACUGCCAGGUGGGACAGAACCAAGUGACGUCGGUGGGUUGGCAGAGGCACAGCAGUAUGUCACAUCUCACUUGGAACAAGUGGUCAGGCUUGAUAAAAAUAAACAAGAAAGCCCUCUUGUUCAAGAGUCUACAUGUGACCCUGCCAAAGCUGCAAUUCCAAAGUCCACGAAUCGGCUACCUUCAGCCACAGUUAACAGGCAUCGGCACAGAAAUAUAAGCCAACCGUUAGUAAAAAAGCCUGGCAAACAAAACAGGAGGAAUAAACCGCAUCAGGUGAGUGUGCAUAAACGGGCAGCCAAACUCUUGCCACCAAAGCCUAUUGCUGAGGCACAUUCUGCAGUAGAUUCGAUGGCGAUAUGUUACAAAAAGCUCGACAGUUCUGCCAGCAAGAAUUCUGCGGUCAGAGUCUAUACUGUUUCACCAAAAAAUCCAGCCAACAGUCAAAUCCCAAUUCCCCUUAAAAAGGUAUCUAUGACUGACGCAGCGGAGGUCACGACACUGAAAACUGUAGCUAAGCAAGUGUUGCAAAAUAAUAGACGUGCUUAUAGCCAAAGUGCAAAACAGGUGGAACAACAAAGUAGGGAAAAGACUGAUCAUGGCCUGAGCGUGGCCACACCUCAAACUGUGGAUCAACCUGCUCUGCAAACAUCGUCGGUCGACAAAGCUGAUGCGCCAUCCCAACCACAGCAUUCAUGCCAGUACUCGAGACCCAACAGUUACAUCCAGGCUAUUGAAACACCUCCCCAUAUUAUUUCAGUCAAAAGUCCAAGAGUACCUUGCGCUGACGGUACACCGGGUAACGGUAAAGCAACCGCGGUGCUGGUUAGUUCAUCACAGGGUUUGGAGGAGCAGAGUAAAGAGAGGGGAAUGACUACAAUGGAGACUGCCGUCACCAUAGAGGGUGGAAUGGAGAAAAAAGAGGAGGAAUCUGUAACCAAAGUUCCACCCUGCAUGGCGGCUGUUCAACCACAGGACGAGGAUAUUUGUAGUACUCGCCCUCAUGAUGCAAAGGCCAAGACAACACACGGCAGUCACGGUGCCGAUACAAGGAGCAGCAGCAGCACUCGUGUUACCAUCGGUGCAAAUGCAAUCACGAUCGUGAAGAAGAGCACCCACACAACACAAGUUUGUGGUGGCAACCCCACCGGAAAAACACAAAUUGCUGCUGCCACCUUCAGCACCAUGAUGCCGGUCGACAACAGUGCCAGCAAGGGAGACUUCAUUAUGGGUGCGAAGACAAAUGUCACCACCAACAUCACCAUGAGCACUGCAGUGAAUAAGACUAUGAGCAGUGUAAGUCCUGCCUCCCCACACUAUACGGUCACCUCCAGCAACGCUACCCACGAAGCGGUGGCCACCUCUAGCACCGCAGCCAAGAGCAAAGCUAGCAGCGCGCACCCUCGAUACGGUGCCACGAGUGCGGGCGAGGUAAUUAAAGCGAAGGGAGAGGAGGACAUGGCCCCUGUGCGCAGAGGUACUGGACGCUUCCCGCCCUUUGUGGUGGAAGGAGAGUGCAAGCACCGUACGGCGAACAAGGCCAGCAAGCAUCUCGAACGAUCGCCACAAGGGCGACGAUGAGACCGCCAAAAGGGAGCUCCAGGAGGAAUGGACCUCUGGAGAUGUGCGUGCUCACCAUUCUUGCCUUUCUCCUCGCUUGGACGUCCUACUCAACGCCUCGCUCAUUCUCGGCUGAAGACAGCCUGCGAUGCUAUUUUUUAUUGCAUCUACGAUGUGUCUUGUUUUCAUAGGCAUACACAAUUCUUAAAAUAUCCUACAGGUCUCAAGUUAUUGCAUGCAAUUGUUAUAAAAUAAUAUAUAGCCAAGAGAGACAAGGAAACACCCUUGUAUGGUAACGCAAAUCAAAUCCUUUAUUUAUAAUGUCACAUUUAUUUUCCAAGAACGUGAAGUACCCAAGAGGAAUUAUCUUUUAAAUAAAUACAAAUAUAUCGGUUUAUAGCCAGGGAUAAGGAAAAGGUGCUUCUGUAUAACUGGUGUAAUGAGAAAGGGCCACAUGUAGAAGUAGUAGAUUACUUUAUUUAGGUAGCGAUUAUACAUAAUGCAGUGUGCCUUCAAAAUAACGGGCUAACUCUGGGGUGGAGUGCCCUGGUAAUUUUUUUUUCUCAACCAAUCCGUUAUUUACAUGAAGAUAAGAUUUAGGCCAUUUACACCCUAUAAUUGUUAUAGAUUGUUUUAUAUUACAAAACAUCAAAUAUACGACAAAAUCAAUUUUAAAAACACCAUUGCCCCAUAGAAAAUCACAUGCGAGCUAUCCAGUGAACAAUUAUCUUACAUUUUUGAGCUUCAGGAGUGUAAAAAAAAAUCAGAUGUAGAGUAUUAUCAGGGUACCGUUUGUUAUUUUCUAAACGUAGGUGUUUUUGGGAUCUGAGUGUUGUCUGUUAUUGUACAUGGAAGAUAGCUGAAGUCAAGCUACUAUAGAAGGGCCUUCUUGUCUUUGACCACUUAUAUGUUAAUGCCAACAGAUCGUCUUUAGUUUUUUAAAUUUGAUAAGCAUUGCAUAACUCUUGAAUCACUGAUACAGAAUUAUUUUUUAUAUGGUCCACAAGAGGUAGAGUUAUUCUCUUGAUGGUCACCAACAAAUUAAUUAGCAUUCUACAAAUGACGACCUACCUAACUAUUAUCUUUACUUUGCACAUAUCAAAAUUCCACAAUAUUUCACUGGAUAUAUUUCUCAAGUAUAUAUAUGCGCAUAGGUUGAAUUAGCCAUACGUUACAUGGCAAAGGGCUCGCUGCCGUCUGAUUGUUUAGCCGAAUUGUUGAUAUUUUUGAUAGGCGCUGCAAGCGUGUAACUACAGCUGUUAACCAUUAAAGGCACUGUCAAGUUAUUUUAACUACACUUAACGUCUCCUCCCCCGUUGGUUUUGAUAAGAGAGCAUGACUCAGUAUGCUAAUGUGAAUAGAACAGACCUUGUGAAAUGACGUGUGGGGCAAAAUUCUAUCCAGGUUUGUUGGUAUGGAUGUGACAAUAUAUGGAAAAGCCUAAAUAUAAGUUCAUAAGAAUGUGUAUUUUAUGGCAAUAAAGCAAAGUGACAACUGUU
Messenger RNA from Lethenteron reissneri (Far Eastern brook lamprey), 3871 nucleotides. RefSeq names its product mucin-4-like. Lineage: Eukaryota; Metazoa; Chordata; Hyperoartia; Petromyzontiformes; Petromyzontidae. The record is from RefSeq and is a predicted model, not a curated record.